CAUCUCUAAAUCGCCGCCCUCCUAUAUAUCGCACAAUAUUUAGCAUUAAUCUUUUCUACAAUCAGUGAAAACAAAUAUGAAAAAAAUUGCACCCUUGAUCUUCUUCUACAUGGUUUUGCUAAUUAAGCCAAAAACAUGGAUAUCGACAGUGACGAAGUAUAUGAUGCCGUUGGAGUUUGCUUUGGCGUCUUCGCCGUAAUCGUACUCAUAUUCUGGAUCUCUUUCCGCAACCGGAGACAAUCUUCGGUCGACCUGUCGGAGCACUACGAGAGCUCCCCAACCAUCGAACAAGGCCUUGAUGAAGCAACAAUAUGUAGCUACCCGAAACUGCUCUACUCUGAGGCCAAAGUGAAAAUGGAAGAUUCAGUUUCAGCACCUUCUUGCUGUUCUAUAUGCUUGGCAGAUUAUGAAGACAAAGAUAUAUUGAGAGGCGUGCCUAUCUGCGGCCAUUAUUUUCAUCAAAUUUGUGUGGACAAAUGGUUGCAGCUCCACCCGACUUGCCCGAUUUGCAGAAACUCGCCACUUGAUCCGUCUGUGUGCUUGAUGAUUACUUCUGAUGUGUAAUGAGUUACUGAUAAUUAGAUGGAAUGAAGUUUAGGAUUAGUUCAUUUUCUUUGACUCAUGUAUCAGUUGUAAACAAUUUCAAGAGUUCUUGUGCAGCAAGAAACAUUGAUAACAAUUUAAUAAUUGCCAUUUGCCAAUUAACUUAGAUAAAUCAUGCAUCUUUUGAUCGGAUCUC
Molecule: messenger RNA, 739 nt
Organism: Pyrus x bretschneideri (Chinese white pear)
Lineage: Eukaryota; Viridiplantae; Streptophyta; Magnoliopsida; Rosales; Rosaceae
Product: RING-H2 finger protein ATL70-like
Exons: 1
Coding region: 136-564 (142 amino acids)
Source: RefSeq, a predicted model, not a curated record